ACAUGUGCGCAUAAAUAGGCACUUCCCUCGCGUCCGCCUCUACCCCCUUCCCUCCCCUCGCGCCAUCGCCGGUGCCGCACCCUGUGGUUUGGGUUCGUGCCCUAGAGAGCUGAGCUAGGGCGCCGCCGGGCGCAGGUAGCCUUCGUCUUCUUCGCCAACCACAAACCUCACCGCGGCAACCUGGUGCUCCGGCCGCGCAGGUGCUUGUGUGUUUACUGCACUGGUAGACCCUUUUGUGCGUCUGAAGUGCCUGCGGAUGGUCCAGGGAAUGGCACCUUCCGGCGAGCCCGGUGGUGAAGAUCUGCACAAAAGGGCACUUGAGAACCACCGUAAGGAGACUGUGGGGUUCCUCAUCCUUGCUAAGUCCAUACUCAGCGACGAUGCAUACAAGGAUCUCAUCAAGACAUCACAGGAGAUCGUUAAACGAAGUUCAUGUACUGAAGGUGGAAUCACAGCCAAAAAAUGCGAAGAAAUUCUGUUGGGAGUGUUUGCUGGCCAAACUCACGUCCUAAAGGGCUUCCAUCACUUUCUGGCUGGGCGUGAUCCCUUCCACGACAAUGACAGCCAGCAGAGCGUAUUGGGUGUACUCUCUUUCCUUGCGAAAGUGAAGGAGUCCCCUUGUAUAUCCCAUGAAGAUUACAAUGAUUUAAUAGCCACCCUGACUGAGUUUAUUGUCACAAAGACCGUGGGAGUUGAAGAUGUUUACAGAAAGGUAAAGAGAGCCAUGCAUCAGUGCCCAGAGUUCAUACAUAUCUUUGAAAAUUUUCUGUCUGAUAGCCCAAGGGUGACUGUACCAAAUGAGCAAUCUCACGGAAGUCCAAAGACUAGUCCUACUGACAAGGCAGUUUUAUGCUUUACUCCAGAUGCAAAUCAUAACUUGGAUGGUAACCGAACAAAAACAACUAAUAUGAAAUGUAAUGUAUCUCAAGUGGGGCAUCCUCAUGAUCAAGACCAUGAAGAAACAGAGGACAAUUUCAGGCAGAGACAUACUCAAAUUAUCCUUGAUUCCUUUGAAACAGGUAAUGGAGAAUCACUUUAUGCAGAAGAGUAUGAGGGAGACAAGAUUGAUCCCUUACCAGACUGGAGUUCCUCAAAAGAAAAUGAAUUACCCCCCAAGGUGAACCUCGAUAUGUGCUCACGUUGCACUACUAGCUACUACCUGCUACCAAAGAAUUGUUUAACUCUAAAAUCAAGUUACCGGACCGAGCUGGGGCAGUCUAUAUUUAACGACACAUUGGUUUCUGCUACCUCUGGGAGGGAGGAUUGCUUUAAAUUCAGAACUAAAAAUCAUUAUGAAGAAAAUAUUUUCAAAUGCGAAGAUGACAUGUUUGAGAGUGACAUGCUAUUGCAGCGCUACAAAGCAACCGCUGACUUUAUUGGAAAUCUGCAAGACAAUAUUGACAGCUCUGUGAAAAUUCAAGAGUAUCUAACUCCCUUACAUAGGAGGUGCAUUGAACAAUUAUACGAUGAACAUGGCCUUGACAUGCUUGAUGCACUGUGGAAGAAAAUUGAUACCAGUACAGCUCUUGUUAUUCUACAUUCUCGUUUAAAUCAGAAGAUAGACGAUUUAUCAGAGGCACGGUUAUCUAUGAAUAAAAUGUGCUCCAGUAUUAUGGCCAAUAAUUACCACAGAUCGCUUGAUCAUCGAAGCUCCUCCUUCAAACAAUUGGAUAAGAAGAGGAUGAGCCCAAAAGCUUUGCUUGCUGAAGCCAAAGAAAUUAAUAUGGCAAGGUUGAACAAUGGGGAUAAACAUAUUUCGUCUGCUAGCAACAAUCAGUCAAGUUUGAUUUCGGAAAAUGUACCUAAAGAUACUGAGCUUCACAUCCACAAUGACAUAAACAUGAUGGUUCAUUGUGCCACCAAAAGCUGUCCUGAACAAAAGCCAAUGAUGAUUUGGACAAAAUUAGUUCAACCAUUUGUUUCUAUUAAUUGUCAGUUAACAGAAUCAAAUGGCACUGUAGCUCCCAAACAAGCUUGUGAACACUGUGGUCUUGGCAAAAAUUUUCUCAGGAGCAUCCCUGAGUCUUCGUUUGCUAAUAAUAUUCCUUUAUCUUCGACGAGAGGUGGAUAUCUUGUAAAUACACCCAAUAGGUCUGCUUCUAUACAUGAUGCUUGUCAGACAGAGAUCGAGGAGGGUGAAUUCAUACCUGAUGUCCAGUUAGGUUCCAUGCUUGAACCUGGGAAUGGAGCAGCAAGUUUCAGCGUUUCUGAUCCCAGUGAAGACGAGAUGAGUUUUCGGUGCCCAGGCAGUAGUAUUUAUGAUCAAGGUAAUAAAUCUGGAGUGCAUCAUGAAUCGAGAGAAGGCAGCAAUGUUGAAAUGGGAAGUUUAGCAUAUUCCAAGAGACCAGCUGAACCGCUUGAUGUGAACGGCAGUAUACCUUGCUGUUCUCUGGUUGUGCUCUUGAGGCUUCACCAGAUUUUGUGUGAGAGACUCCUAGUAGCAAAGGUUCUUUCGGCAAAAGCAAGGGAUAAAGCUCCUUCUCGAGGUUCAGUCACUUGUGAUGUAUAUGCUGGGUUUAAGAGGGAACUCUUUAACCUACUAACAGGCUCUACUAACAGUUCGAACUUUGAGAAGUACUGCCUGACUUUCCUUGGGCCGAAAUCCUAUGUACUCUUUACUCUAAACGAGGUGAUGGGCCGAGUUAUCAAGCAGCUCUGCAAAAUUUGUUCAGGUGCUGAAGACCAGCCCCAUGAGGGAAUGAGAGGACAAGACCCAUCCAAAUAUAUAUCUCGCCAUCAACAUGCAAGAAGCUCUCCGACUCGUCUAACAAAUGGAUCACUGGAGCAAGAUUACCAUGAGGAGGGAGAGAAAGGUAGCAAGCCUCUCGACGAUACUAUUAAGCCGAUGCAAAACCAUUUUCAGAGAAGGAAAAAGCGGAAGCUGGAGGCGGGUAUAGCGAGCAUAUCUCAGCCUGGCGCAGAUGGUUUAAUCUCUUAGCUCCCGGAUGGAACUCGUAGUAGAAUAGCUAUUGUACACAAGUUUGUACCAAACCCAUCAUGUAAAUAUAUGCCUGGGUGUAGUGUGUUAAUGAAAGACUUAAAGCCUAUAUACUAUAGGCCCAUAUGGCCCAUAAGGUCUUCUACAUAUUAUUGUCUCUAAUUGAGAGAUUAUCUUCUCAAUCCUUCAAGGUUAGUAACAUAGUGUAGCAAAGCAAAUCUGUUGGCUGCAAUAGGCAUGCACGAGCUGGUAGAAGUCAUAGUCGUAGUUGUUAGAGUAUAUUAGGGAUAUCUCUAUAUUAGGUAGAUUAAGAUUGUAUCCGUAUCCUACCAGAUCUGUAGGAGAGACUCCUUACCCUCCAAGUCAUGUACCCCUAUAUAUUCAGCCCCAAGGCUCAGGCUAAUACAAUCCACAACAAUCCACCAAUUCUAUUCUCCAACAUGGUAUCACGAGAUUAGGGUUUGGGAUCCUAGGCUAAACCUUCCGCUGCCGCCACCCUCACCCCUGUCUCUCCUCGUGCCCCAACCUCCUGCACGUCAUCGGCCGUCUCCCACGUCGCCCAUCCAGGGCGUCCCCUCGAUCUCCGCCGGGGGCAGCGCCCUCUUCGAUUCCCGUAACAGAUCUUGUUAGUCCGCCGCCUUAGAGUGUCAAGCAGCAACAGAUCAUGGCGUACCUCUCCAUCCGCCAUGGAAGCCAUCGUCGACGACCCCGUCCAGCGCUGCCGUGGUGGCAGUCGUGGUCUCCCGUGAUGCUCGCGCUCUCCCUUGUGCUGUCGUGGUGGCAGCACGGGCCUCUACGUGGCGCAUCCACUCGUCGCCGGCGGAUUUCGCGCGGCCCCUUCGCUCCACCCCGUCCCCUCCCCUGCCGCCGCCUGGACCCGCGCCGCCGACGGCCAGGACCUGCGCCGCCCGACCCGGCGGAAACCUCCGCCGCCGGCGUAGGGACUCGCGCCGUCCAGUGCGGCUCCGCCGGUGCGGGGCUGGGACCUGCUCCAGCGGAUCCCCUGCCGACGCCGCCCGGGACCCGCGCCGCCCGCUCUCCAGAGCUCUCCACCGUCCACCGGACCGCCCCGCUCCUCUGUUCCCUUCUUUUUCCCCUUCUCGCACUGGUGUCUUUCACUGUGGUGGGCAGAUAGUGAAGAUGAUAAGGGAGGGGGGUCUGUGCUAUGCGCACCCAGGGUUACUACACGACCUGCUGCUAUGUGUAUUUUCUUUUGCUCGAUCACUGAUCGAGAUUGCGUCGCCCACCGCCCGUCGACUUCGCGCCUCUACCUCGACGUCGGCAUCGACUUCACCGGCCUCUUCUUCCUCUCCGACCCUGCGGCAUGGCGAGAUGGCCGGCACCCUAGGGGGCGCUCGUUUGCGCCGCCGCCUACAUCGCCGCCUUGUCCGCACGUCGACCUUCGCCGGCUCGUCGUCGCCUUCACCGAUCGGGACGCCUUCACCGACUUCGCCCACCGUCAUCUCGCCUCACGCUACUCGGUCUGAUCAGCCGAUGUGCGUGAUCCACCCGGCUUCCGUGACGUCCGUCCUUGUCGAGCGCGCCCUUCACCGAGCACGGAGGGCUGUCGCUACGCUGCUUCUUCGGGCAGCAGUGGCGUCACCCCGUGGUCUUCUCCGCCAUUGCUUCCUCACCGCCGCCGACCAUGUCCCUAACCUCAUCGUUGACUCGUCGCUGCGCGCUUCGCGCAUGGUCUUCGUCAAGCUGUACGAGUUCUUCACCGUCUCUUUCGAGCGCCGCCGUCGCAUCAACCGGAUCAUUCGGCCUUGUGCUGGAAAAUCUGGGUUCCCCUCCUAGCUUCGUCUAGCACAACCACGUCGCCAGCGUCGCCAUCUCGUCCCCGACUACUUCGUCUACUCCAGCAACAGCAGGCAUUGGCAUCUUCUACCUCGCCUUCUUCUACGCCUGCGACCGCCAUGGAGGCCUUCUCUGCUGGUCCCCCCGGCGACAGCGUCUGGUUGUGCAUCCUCCCUUGCACGUCCGGUAUUGGCAACACCGGUGCGUGCCCAUCGUCCCCGGCGCAUUCCCGAGCCUGGCAAACCUGGGCAUGUGUCGCCCAAUGGCCUGACUGCAUCGACUUCGGCAUCGCUCCCUCUACGACUGCCUCGACGCGUCGCCAUCUUCGUCUCCGGCGUCUUCUCCAUUAUGCCACCACCAUGGCGCCUCCUCGUGCUCCCGCGACUUCAUGUGCGGCUACCUUGUCUUCGGCAACCUCGACAUAGCUACGUCGAUCACGGCUACUCUACGUAUGGCAUCAUUGACCAUGGCUACUCGUCCUCACCUCGGCUACCUCGACAUCGGCACAAAGGGCUAUCAUCUGCUUGAGCAACCUUGUGGGUUUCCACUCCAGCCACAGCAUCUGUAGCGCCCUGACCGUUGUGACUGCUGGGGGAUGUCAGUUUACCGACUUCUCUCCAGUCUCACUGUCUGCGAUGCUCCCGCUGUGACUGCGAGGGGCUGUUAGAGUAUAUUAGGGAUAUCUCUAUAUUAGGUAGAUUAGGAUUGUAUCCGUAUCCUACCAGAUCUGUAGGAGAGGCUCCUUGCCCUCCAAGUCCUGUACCCCUAUAUAUUCAGCCCCAAGGCUCAGGCUAAUACAAUCCACAACA
Panicum virgatum (switchgrass) is the source of this 5544-nucleotide messenger RNA. RefSeq names its product paired amphipathic helix protein Sin3-like 6. Gene Ontology annotation, biological process: negative regulation of transcription by RNA polymerase II. The transcript is spliced from 17 exons. Gene Ontology annotation, cellular component: histone deacetylase complex; chromatin. Bases 257 to 2938 code for a protein of 893 amino acids. Gene Ontology annotation, molecular function: transcription corepressor activity. The record is from RefSeq and is a predicted model, not a curated record. Lineage: Eukaryota; Viridiplantae; Streptophyta; Magnoliopsida; Poales; Poaceae.